Messenger RNA from Phalaenopsis equestris, 832 nucleotides. RefSeq lists its product as uncharacterized. Lineage: Eukaryota; Viridiplantae; Streptophyta; Magnoliopsida; Asparagales; Orchidaceae. Bases 102 to 605 code for a protein of 167 amino acids. The record is from RefSeq and is a predicted model, not a curated record. The transcript is spliced from 5 exons.
AGCUCAGUUUUAAGCGUGCCAGAGGACUGAAAUAUAAUGCCGCAGGAUUUCCGUAAAUAAGAGAUAAAGCCGCAGGAUUUCUUUUUUCAGCUGCAAAAAAAAUGGAGUCCGCUUUGCUUACCUCAUUAAGCCCCUUCUUUCCAAGAACAGCCAAUAAUGAUUCAUGCGGUGAGGUUGGGAAUGCAAUUAUAUAUUUUUCCUGUUCUUCAUUGCAUUUCCGUUCCAUCUACCGAGGAAGAAGGAAUCACCUAGUCUCAACCGCAUUGCCUGAAAAUUCUCCAUCAAUAAUUUUAGCAGCCAUGGCUGUGGGUGCAGCAGCAGCUACACUUCUGGCCAGAAGAACAACUUCUGCAAUCAGCAAUAAUGAGAUCUCUACAAAAACCUGCGAAGAAUGUGGUGGUUCUGGUGUAUGUUCAGAGUGCAAUGGAGAAGGGUUUAUACUGAAGAAAUUAUCAGCUGAAAGUGCUGAUAGGGCCAGAAUGGCCUCAACAAACAUGGCUACUCGGUACACUGCAGGGCUUCCAAAAAAAUGGAGCUAUUGCACCAAAUGUUCUUCAUCUCGGUCUUGCCGUGCUUGUGAUGGCACAGGGAGUGCGAACUUCUGAGCAUAAUAAGACAAUGUAGCAAAGAGCAAUGUAUUUUCCGCUUAAAUUGUCCAAAACGCGCUAUGCUUUCGUAAAUGGUUUAAGACACCAUCAGUUUAUGACGCUGUUUAUUUGCUGGUGGCUUUUAAAGGACCUUUUCCUAUGGGGUUGUAAUCGAGUUGAGUCGAGCCGACUAUAUCAUAUAUUGGGCUUGAUUUGGUGCAAUUGUACAUAGUGUUUGAACUUGU